UGACCAGAGACUGCGGACACAGUGCAGGAGAUGACCAGAGACUGCGGACACAGCGGACACAGUGCAGGAGACCAGACAGUGCAGAGACUGCCAGAGACUGCGGACACAGUGCAGGAGAUGACCAGAGACUGCGGACACAGUGCAGGAGAUGACCAGAGACUGCGGACACAGUGCAGGAGAUGACCAGAGACUGCGGACACAGUACAGGAGAUGACCAGAGACUGCGGACACAGUACAGGAGAUGACCAGAGACUGCGGACACAGUACAGGAGAUGACCAGAGACUGCGGACACAGUACAGGAGAUGACCAGAGACUGCGGACACAGUACAGGAGAUGACCAGAGACUGCGGACACAGUACAG
Molecule: messenger RNA, 362 nt
Organism: Staurois parvus
Lineage: Eukaryota; Metazoa; Chordata; Amphibia; Anura; Ranidae
Source: the annotation of a GenBank genome assembly